GUAAGGCUAUGACCAUUUGUAUACUUAAUUAUUGAAGUAGUGGUUAAAAUCUGUGUAUAAAAGACAGAGGGUAUUCUCUAAUAUUCACCAGUCUUCAAGAUUUCAUCCCAGGACAAGAAGCUCAGUUCAACAGAAAUACUACCAAAAUAAAAUGUCGUACCGUACAAUUGCUUCAACUGAUUCAGAGAAUGAACAUUUUAGCGAAUCAAUUGAUAUAAGACCGUCUUUUUCAAAAACAAAACCUGGAUCAAAACGUUCUGCAGAAAAAACAAGUGUUAAAAAACCUAUGAAAAAGAAGCAGAAUAAAAUGAAUGCAUCAUACAGAGAUAAUAUCAGCGAACGCUUGAGAUCAGAAGAUUUUGAUGUUGAAGUAUUUAAUUCGCUAACAUUCAGACAAGGAGAUGGCGUUGUGACAAUAAAGACGCCUUUUGAAGAAAAAGGAAAGGAUCUUUGGGUGCUAAGUCAUUAUAAGGUUACUAACAUCGAGAAUGUGCCAGUAAAGGACAGGUAA
Molecule: messenger RNA, 511 nt
Organism: Metopolophium dirhodum (rose-grain aphid)
Lineage: Eukaryota; Metazoa; Arthropoda; Insecta; Hemiptera; Aphididae
Exons: 3
Coding region: 152-511 (119 amino acids)
Source: RefSeq, a predicted model, not a curated record